Pocillopora verrucosa is the source of this 1653-nucleotide messenger RNA. Its product is annotated as nematocyst expressed protein 6-like. The record is from RefSeq and is a predicted model, not a curated record. NCBI's taxonomy places the organism in Eukaryota, Metazoa, Cnidaria, Anthozoa, Scleractinia, Pocilloporidae. Gene Ontology annotation, molecular function: metalloendopeptidase activity; zinc ion binding. Gene Ontology annotation, biological process: proteolysis.
UAGAGUCAAGGUUGCAGCUAAGACAGUACUCAAUGCAUUGUUUAUCAAAAUCACCCGAGCGGGAAUCCUUGGGUUAUGAUAACAUUUGUAAGACGAAUUUUUCGAGUCCCACUGUUCACGAAAAACGUUGACAUGUUUGUAAACGUCCGCAGUCGUUUUGCAUUCGGAGUCUCUGAGUAUAUAAGAACACUCUUUGGUUAUUUGCCGACGGUCCCUAACGACUAAAGCGUCAUGUUCCGAUCGAUUAUUGUAAGACACAUAAAUUUGCAGACAAGGAUAAUAAAUUGUGCAUUUGCGUUGGUGUUUCGUUUGAUACAAUGGCAUUGAGGUCUCUUGUCAUGAGCUGUGAUUAGCUUCGUGGCCGUGACACUACAAAUUCCCAAUUUAAAUCUUGAACUUUCGAUCUUUGGAAGCGUAACCAGAACCAACACGAGAAGUAGAGACAAAAUUGAAGUCACAAGGAUUCCUUUGGCCACGCGUGUCACUUUCUUGAUGAGAUCAGCUUGUUGCGACCGGUGGAUAUUCAUUUAAGUCGGACCAAAGAGAAACAGAUACUUACGAUGCUCAGUGAAACGAACGUGCAGCCGAGUGACGAAGGUCAACAGAAACUUUAUCAAAGAAUUGAUUAAACUCUACCACACAUGUUAUGAAAAUUAAUUCUCAAUCGAAAAUUUGGUGAACCCGUGCGGUUUCUUCUCAGGAGGAACAAUCAUUGGAUAAGGCAAGAUGGCUUUACUUGUGAAGCAAUGGCUGUUGCUAUCUUCAGGGAUAUUUAUUGCACACGCUCGGCCGAAAGUACCCGAUUACGAAGACGAUGUGCCCGAACUGUACGAGGGAGACAUUGCACUAACUAAAGAACAGGCCGAAAUUCUUAGACAGUCACGGCCAACCUUCAACAAGUCAGCAGACUGGAAUCAGGAGGCUCAAACAAGAGACGCCAUAAAGAAUCCACGUCAACUUUGGCCAGGCGGAAUUGUCCCGUUUAAAAUAAGUUAUGCAAUCGACGCUAGAGGAAGGCAACUGAUUAGAAACUCGAUGAAAGACUGGAUGGAUCAUGUUCCUUGUCUUCGAUUUAAACAGAGAGAGUCAGAGAGAGGAUACCUCGAGUUUGUCUACAAAAGGGGCUGCUGGUCGUAUCUUGGCCAUAUUGGUAGACGUCAAGAAGUCUCUAUUGGACGGUACACUGAGGAUCCCCCCUGUGUACAAGGAUCAAUCACUCACGAGUUAGGACACGCCAUCGGAUUUUUACACGAACAGAAUCGACCUGACAGGGAUGAUUACGUCAAAAUCAACUGGCAUAACAUGGCGCGCGGAGCAGCAAGUCAGUUUGAAAAGGCUGACCCUAAUGAGGUAGACUAUCGAGGAGAGCCAUAUGACUACGGAUCCAUCAUGCACUAUUCCAAGUACCAAGGGAAUAAUCGUCCUAAUGCCAUGACGAUGGAGCCUAUAAAAGCUAAUGCUGAAAUUGGUCAGCGUAAAAGCCCCAGUAAAAGUGACAUACGGCAAGCUCGGCUUAUGUAUGGCUGUGGCGGAACCAAAGCUGACGGCAAAAAGCCAGAAAACGAGCCCCCCGGGCCUGAGCCAGCAGCACCUCCACCUCCACCUCCACCUCCACCUUCACCUCCUGGACCUGGCCGUCCCCAACCAGGUUAG